AUGGCGGAUGCUCAGGCCACUGCUGGCGCCGGGGGAGAUCGUCCCCCACUAGGACCUGGCCAAGUUGGGCCCAACCACGCCCGUAAUGUGGCGAAGAAGCGCCGUCGCAGAGAGAGACGGGAGGCCCAAAAUGCCGCUAUAGAGCAGCGGCGAAGAGAGAUACGCGCGGGGAUAACCCGCCACUACAUCAACCUCCAGGUGGAGGAGGCAUUGACCAACGAGUUUGGUCCCGCCGCCCUUCGGGGCGGACGCACUUAUGCCCGCGGCGGUUCCCGUGGUGGACGGGGUCGUGGGGGUGCCCGUGGUGGCCGCGGCCGUGGGGGCGGUCGCGGCGCUUUCCACGGGGCCCCGGCGAACCCCGUCCACCACGGGGCCGCCCCCGUUAUUCCUGGUGGACCUGUUACGCCCGCCGUUGGCCCCGCGCCGGCUGUCGUCGGCCCCGUUAUGCCCAUCGUCGGCCCCGUGGCGCCCGUGGUUGGUCCUGCUGCGCCCGCUCUCGACAAUGCUCCGGCUGCUGUUAGUCCGGAUGUGCCCGCUGUCGGCCACGCCGACAUGGCUGCUGAUAUUCUCGGCGCGGCUAAUCCCGCCGCGCCAGUCUUUAAGUACGAGGAAGAUAUUGAUUUGAAUGCGCAGUGA
Molecule: messenger RNA, 636 nt
Organism: Penicillium samsonianum
Lineage: Eukaryota; Fungi; Ascomycota; Eurotiomycetes; Eurotiales; Aspergillaceae
Exons: 4
Coding region: 1-636 (211 amino acids)
Source: RefSeq, a predicted model, not a curated record